Haliotis rubra (blacklip abalone) is the source of this 8959-nucleotide messenger RNA. RefSeq names its product mitogen-activated protein kinase kinase kinase 13-B-like. Gene Ontology annotation, biological process: protein autophosphorylation; JNK cascade. Gene Ontology annotation, molecular function: JUN kinase kinase kinase activity; ATP binding. The record is from RefSeq and is a predicted model, not a curated record. Lineage: Eukaryota; Metazoa; Mollusca; Gastropoda; Lepetellida; Haliotidae.
GCAAGUAGCCCCAAUACUCUGCCCGAGGUGUUUGUAUCUACAUUUAGAAAACCACGUCACUUCCAAAUUCCUGACAUCAACACAACGGUUAAGAUUAGUGGCACCGGAUUCAUCGACCGCCGAAACUGUCAUGAGUCAACCACAUCUCCGAUGGCUUCAGUGAAUCAUAUAUAGGGAAGCACAUGGAUCGGAUGUCAUGGGAUGGAAACCUGCUUGAAUGUCUGGCUGAGUGGAGAAAUAUCAAGUUGCAGAACAUCUCCGAACAUAGAUCAUCUGUCUAUUGAGAGUAUUACAGAAGGUGCUAUAUUAAGUGAGCGUGAGCAGGAUGACACUCGAGCGUAAUGCCCAACCCGAGUACACACAGCAGAGCAUGUCGACCGCGACAACCUGUACCUCCAAAGCCAUCGACAUACCCAAGAAAGAUGAGCCGAUGUUCAGUAGAAACAGCCCCAACAUGCUCAAUGUCCUCACAGCCAGCUCGGACUUCGAGUUCUCAAAUAGUAUGCUCCGUUUGGAGCAUGAAGUCGACCAGCUGAGCCUCACAGAGAAGUCGUCGUCCGACUCCACACCAUCCCCCACAUUUGCCCGGUCAGCACCUGUAACUCCCAUACACAACCCAUCAGGCAGUGUGGACGUGGGCUACCGGGAUGGGACACAGAGAGGGUUCUUCGAGGGGCUGCUGGGCUGCCUCCGUCCGGUCUGGACCAUCAUCGGCAAGGCAGCAGCUGCAGAGCUGAAACAACAAGAUGACUGGGAGAUUCCUUUUGAGAACAUCACUGACCUGCAGUGGCUGGGGAGUGGGGCGCAGGGCUCAGUGUUCCUUGGGAAGUUGACAGGAGAGGAGGUAGCAGUCAAGAAGGUCCGUGAUGUCAAGGAGACAGAUAUCCGCAAUCUCCGCAAACUCAACCACCCUAACAUUAUUGCUUUCAAGGGAGUGUGUACACAGGCACCCUGCUACUGUAUCAUCAUGGAGUACUGCCCCUACGGUCAGCUGUACGAGCUGCUUCGAGACGGCAAGGAAAUACCACCCACACUCAUACUAGACUGGACCAAACAGAUAGCCAGUGGAAUGAACUACCUCCAUUCGCACAAGAUCAUACACCGCGAUCUUAAGUCACCCAAUGUGUUAGUGGCCAGUAAUAAUGUGGUGAAGAUCUCCGACUUUGGCACGAGUCGAGAGUGGAAUGAGAAGAGCACCAAAAUGUCGUUUGCCGGGACAGUGGCCUGGAUGGCGCCCGAGGUCAUCAGGAAUGAACCCUGCUCUGAGAAAGUGGACAUCUGGUCGUUUGGUGUGGUGGUUUGGGAGCUGCUGACAGGAGAGAUUCCAUAUCGGGAUGUGGACUCAUCAGCCAUUAUCUGGGGCGUGGGCAGCAACAGCCUUCACCUCCCGGUGCCGUCAACCUGCCCAGACGGUUUUCAGUUGCUCAUGAGACUCUGUUGGAGUGCCAAGCCCCGCAAUCGGCCAUCAUUCCGGCAGGUGUUGAUGCAUCUGGAGAUAGCCUCCCCAGAGCUGCUCAACUACAGCCGAGAGGACUUCAUGGAAGAGCAGGUGAAGUGGCAGGAGGAGAUCCGUGAGCUGUUCAUGAAGAUGCGGUCCGAGGGAUCUCACUUUCCGCAGCUGGAGGAGGAACUGAUCCGACGCAGGAAGGAAGAACUCAGGCAUGCCCAGGAUGUAAGGGAGCACUAUGAGCGGAAGUUGGAACGAGCAAACAACCUCUACAUGGAGCUGACGGCGUGCAUGUUGCAGCUGGAGAAGAGGGAACGAGAGCUGAUCAAGAGAGAACAGAUGCUGGCAUUGUACUCAAAGCGACGGAAAAGUAUUGUCCGUCCAAUCAUCAAGGCCCAGGAGAAGCUGGAUAGAAUUGGGAAGAAGAGAUGCUACAGAUCGUCUGAUCCUGCAAGUCCGGACUCCCAGAAGACAGAAGGUAGCAUGACCACCAGUUCUGAACAAGUUCUUCCAUCACCCACCAAAAUGCGCUACCGCAAGAACCGUCAUCGUCGCAGCAACAGCCGUGGAUCACUGAAGGAUAUUACCUCGCCUAUACGAAGCCCAUCGAAGGACUCCAGUCAAGAUGAAUCAAAAACUAAACGGGUGACCUUGCAUCCAGGCCCAGGUUUGGCUGUGAGAAGAGAAAAGAAAAACGAAUCUGACUGUCCAGAUAAGAACAAGAAUCAGAACUUAGACGAGCGUAAUUUGAACGAUGUCUGUUUCGGGUGUGAUGGAGGAUGUAGUGAUAUCACAUGCAGCAGCAAGAGGUCAAGUCAGGUCAGCUCGGAUGUUGAAAGCAAUACGUGUGACUCGCCAUGUAAUAGCCCGCGGCAUCAAGUUCACCAAGUGUAUAAUAUUGUUGAGGUUGAAAACACCAAUCAACCUGACUUUCAAUCAAAAACAACAAUUCUAGAAAAAGACUCGAAUGAAAAUCUGAAUUGUCCCAUCGACACAGCAGAUAUAGAUAUCAAAGACAUUAAGGAAAUUACAAGUGAGGAUACUAUUAUCAUCACAGCAGAUAAUACAGUAGGACUAAGGGCAGACAACUCAGUGUUAGAAAAUGCCCAAACUGUGUCUGUAUCAAUGAAGAGGACAAGAAGUGAUCCGGAAAUUUUGCCAAAAUGUUUGUCACCAAAUCUGCCGAGGCUGCGAGACAAGUCUGAUAAGAAAGUUGCGGUUAAAUUCAGAAACGUCAAGCAUUCAGCAGACACUACGUCAGAAGAGGAAGGGGAGGUAAGCGAGGAUGAAGCCCGGCGACGGAACCUGUGUCGUCAGUCUAUAUCCACGCUCAGCUCCGAGGGAGGUGUGUUCUCCGAAGAGGAGGAGAACACAAGUGAGGUGUCACAUAACAUGGGGCUUAUGUCCACCAACAGCGCCGAAAACCUCCAGAUGGAACUAGCCAAGUGUACAUAUGCCUCUGAUGGACUGUCGGACCGCGAGAUGACCGUCAGGAAGAUGAAGAGCCAAGUUUCAUCUCCUCCAGAGAGGAUAUACGAGAACCCUCGCUCAGAUUCCAGUUCGGACUCCGACGAGUGCUCCAAUUCAACUGUAUCAACAGUUCAGAGAAAACGAUCCUUUGAAAAGAAACAGUGGUAGCCAAGGGUCUUCACUUUGGAAAAGACUUUGUUUUGAGAGAGGCAGCAUUGACGAUAGUCACAAGACUUUCGCCAGUUAGAAGAAUAGGACCUUCAAGUUGUGUCACACGUUUUGAUAUCUGCUUGCAUCAUCUUGUUGAAAAACAAGAAAGAGAGGAAGCAAUUUCUUAUCUUGUAGACUUGAAUCUAGUUUUGCUGUCUGGCAUGUUAAAGUUUUUUGUCGGUGGAAUCAAAUUGUGGAUGUUCCAGUCCCAUAUUGUUUUGAUUUCCUUGUCAUAAUGUUUGUAAGAGAGUGACAAAGGAACCUCUGUGUAGAGGAGUGUCAAGGUAUGGGACCAGUGUUUGUAAGAGAGUGACAAAGGAACCUCUGUGUAGAGGAGUGUCAAGGUAUGGGACCAGUGUUUGUAAGAGAGUGACAAAGGAACCUCUGUGUAGAGGAGUGUCAAGGUAUGGGACCAGUGUUUUCUGCCUCAGGAUCAUUUGAACUCAGUGAUAUUUUCAUUUUACUGCUUAACUUUUGCCUGUGAGCUUGUUGAAACAGUGCCAACGUACUGACGCUAUACAAGUGCAUGCUUGGUCCUGCUUGUCAAUUUGCGGGCUUGUGGGCAUCGUUUCAGGAUGCACAGACAUGUGUGAUGAGGGACCUACUGAAGUUUCUGGCUCCAAGGACUUUGCUGGAACUAUUGUUGGAUUGUUUUAUUGAUUAUGGAACAUAUAUCACAUGGAGUGAUCAUGCUUUCACAGGGAUUUUAACACAUUGACACGAGUAGGUGAUAAUUGUGGAUUACUGAAGGAUUAAUUGAUGAUAUAUUUUACAGUCGGACGUGACAGAUGUGGUUGAGUGAGAUGUUAUGAGUGUUCACACAAGGAUUCCCAGGGUUUGCCGUUGCAGAUGUUUUGCGAUCGUCAAUUUUCAAUUAUUCAUCUGUGUUAAGCAUCAAAUUUUCUGAAGUUAGCUGUGAAAUUUUACUGAAGGUAGCUGUGAAACUUUCAAAAGGUAAAUUCCACGGCAAGUAUAUAAGAUCUUGGCUGAAUUAUCGUGACCUAAUUGAGUAAGUGCAGUGUUAGAUUAACACAAAGACAAUGGGAGUAGAAAGACAAAGAAUUCUUCACACAAAUAUCCACCUUGUUGUUGAUCCAAUGAUAUAGGUAACAAAUGGCUGUCGGUGUUACUGUGAAUUGGUUGCAGAUAUGAUCGCUACAAUACGCCAUCAUUUGUAGAUUUUGCAGCAAAGUUCAAAGGGGUAAAACGUUUAAAAAAACACAAAAAUGACCAAAAGCAACCAGUGACCAUUUGAAUAUAAGAACCCCUUUGUAUUUUUCUGCCAGGCUAAAGCUGCAGUUGUUUUUCAUAACAUUCUGCAUAUCAUGUUCAUAUCAAAGCAAGUUACCAUGUCAUUUUCAGUGAUGAUUGACAUUGUUAUUGCCACCAAACUCUCAUCCAAUCAGAUAGUGUUGUCAUUUUUUUUUGCUGUGUCAGCAUUUCUGAUUGGAUGAGAGUCCAUGCAUUUGGUGCAUUUUCUUGUUUUGUUGAUGUUUUUUGUGUGUCAAAGCUUUAUCAAUAUCCUCCCGUUUUACUCAACAUCAGUUUUGUGGGUUUGUGUACACUACAGGUGGGUUUUAAAUGGUGGAGUGUUUUGUAGAAGUAGACACUUACACCAAGUUUAUCAAAGAAUAUCUUCUUUUCCAACAGAAACAGCAUUUGUUGUGGGAGACUUUCUGGCUAGUCAGAAGCAAGAAUCUAGAAAAAAACACUUUUGUCUGUAAAGCCUAGCUUAAGACAGCAGAUAUGUUUAAAGUAUAUUCUAAAUAAGAUGAGAAGAAAAGUAUGUUCUAAACAGAUGGGAGAAGCAGAACUCAGGCUGGAAGAAUCCAGCCUUGAUUAACUACAGCUGGAAACAUGUUAGUUGACAAGCAGUUCCACAUCAGACAAACAGAUAUGUGAGGAAAAAAGUCAGUGUUCUAGAAGUGAUUUGAAGUCAUUCUUUCCCCGGUUGGAAAGGUUUCUACAGUGGGUCCGGAUGCUGGUGGUCCCAGGUGUCUGCCAUGUAGUGUACACAGACUCCAUCAUGUGCCACAAGUGAAGGCAGCUGACCAUGUUGACUGUACUCCGCUUCCAGAGUGUGCGUGUUGUUUAUUAAUGGAUAGCUGCGGUAGUAGUAGGACAGGCUGUCUCAAACCAACUCCAAAUGGUCUUUUAGCUCCUCAUUGUAAUCUCAAAUGUGCAACUACCUGCCCAUCUUAUCAACAAACUGGGUAUUUGGGUUAGUAUGUCUCAACCAGUCUCUUAUAAAUAGGGGCGGUGGGGUAGCCUUGUGGUUAAGGCGUCUGCUCGUCACGCCAAAGCCCUGGGUUCGAUUCCCCACAUGGGUACAAUGUGUGAAGCCCAUUUCUGGUGUCCCCCGCCGUGAUAUUGCUGGAAUAUUGCUAAAAGCGGUGUAACACCAAACUCACUCGCUCACUAACUCUUAUAAAUAAAUCAGGCCGUACUGCCUGCUACUUUCCCAUGACAGUGAAAUAUCAGAACAGCCUUUCAUCAAACUAAUAACAGUGACAGCUGGAACAUACAACAUUGAACGAUAAUAACGGGAUGUAUGCCUGAUUCAAUCAAAAUCAUCUGUCUCACCUCAGUUAAUAAUCGUUUGAAUGAGGAGACUUUCAUGGCAUGUGGAAAUUGCUGCCAUACAGUCUUAGAGAUCUAUUCCUGAUCGUAGAGUUUUCAAAUUCAACAUAGAGAACUUUGUCUAAAUAAUUUUCAAAGUAAAGUCUGGAAUGAAAAUUCCUAUUUGAGACAAGCAUUUUAAAGCUAGUGAAAACUGUAAUCUUAAAGUCUCUGUUAACUUCCUGCUUGUCAUUUCAUAGGACAAGUUUGCGAAAGGUUAUUUUGACCUGACCUGUAAUUGGAUGUCCCCAGAUUUUUGAGUCUCAAAACAUAUGAAAAGGCAUAUACACUGUCUUUCAUAUGGAAGAAAAGGGCCAGCAUGUGUUUGAAACAAGAGUGAGGUUUCGUUCACAUUGAAAAAAGGGCAUAUUCAUUAGGUUAGAAUAUCACGGUCUCCCAUCCUUGCAUCUUUGAGAAAUGUUUUUUGCUAAACUAGACACAGCAAUAUUUCUUUGGAGAUGGUUUGAGAAGGACCUGAUUUGUUUGCUUUGAGAGGUCCAGGUUAUCUAUACAUAACGUAGUUCAAGAAAAGCUAGAUUCUGAUUAAAUUUUUUUGUUUGAAAGUACAAGGGAAAUAACUCUUUUAAGGACUUACUAAGGGACAUAACUGUCAAGGUAGGCAUGGUAAAUUGGCUGUUGUGUACAAUGCAAUAGUUUCAGUCUGUGAUUUCAAUAACACACUUUGUGCAAUAAUAUGUUGAUACAUUCCUUCCCCUUGCCUCAGCCUGUUGUUAAUUAAAGUCAUUAAUUAGUGUUCCUACAUAGUGAAAUAUAUACCGAUACAUUUCAUAGUGGACCUUUCAAAGUGAAGCAGGAUUUGUGAGGGAUGUACAGAGUGUUUUGGUUUUUAAGAUUUGUUUAAGUUUUGUUUGGUUCAUCAUCCAUCGAAUAUCAUACCUUUAUUUUUCUUAUGGAAAAGUGCUUUUGAUGCUAUUCACUACUCUGUUUUCAGAGUGCAUCAGAUAUAUUUUUACUUUUCAAGUAUGUAUUACAAUAUGUGUUUCUAAUUCAGUCACAUAUCAGUAUUUCAUCAUACGCUGCGUGUUCAUUUCUCAAUUGUUUUCUCCCUUUCCAUCCAUAUCCAAGUUGGGCAUUUUGUAGCCUUCUUGAACAGAUGGCAUUAAGUUGUAUACAGAAACUACACCAGUAGAUUAGAAGGAAGUUUACUGGAAAAAUACUCGCAUUAGGAUAUUAGGACAUUACUAAAAAGAAGUUAGAUUUUUAGGAAUAAUUUCAAGAAUAGAUUGCAGUAAUGUGAGUGAACAUUACUGGUAAAUCUUUCUGAAUAUAGUCUUACUAACACCAAAGAUUUAUUUUGGUUUGAAGUAUUAAAUCUCUUCAUUAUGUUUUGUUUUACCAUGACGGUAUCGUUGACUAUGAUUUUACUUUUCCCAUGAUCUCAUUGUUGACAUCUUAUGAAGAUUGUUGAAGGAAAUGCAGGAAUGUGCAUAACAUGGCCAUUCUUAGGAGCAGGGUUUUUGACUCAGUUAAAGGCACUGACAAGUGUUGAAAAUUUGAGUUGAGUUUGCAAAGCAUUGUUUCAUCAGAAUUAAUAUUUAAUUCACAGAUUUAAUUUAAAAGGAACCAUAUUAGUCAUUUAGAUCAUCUGUAACCCAACCACUGUUACACUUGUUUUGUCUCCAAUUUCAGAUAUUUUUGUAUGAGUUUCUUAUUCAGACCAUAUCCAUAUUUAAUUUGUUUUUGUUCCUUAUUUUUUAACAUAUCCUAUUUAUUUUCAAAUGAUUAUCUUAUUCACAUACAUUUCACGUAACAAAGGUCCAAUCAUAAUCCAGUUUCAAAGGAUUAGCCAUACUCCAUCGUCACAUACAGGAUUAUCAGUCGGUUAUAAUCAAAGUUAUCAUUUUGUACUUGUUUAAUAUACAUGAUCAGGGCUGGUCCCAUGGUAUUUUGUAGUUUCCAUAGCAUAUCACAACUCCAGGAUUAUUUACAGUAUUUAUAUAAACAUCCUCGUUUAUCUCCUGUAGAAUGGUUUAGGGUCAUGGCUACUCGUGAGCUGUGAUCUGUGGACACUUGGAAUCCACAUUUGAUAAUUCCCAAUGAAAAUCACUAAACCACAAUAAAUACCAACUGCAAUCAGGAUUAAAAUAUUCAUUACAAAAUGAACCAUUGAAGGACUAUGAUGCCUGAACAUGACGGUUGCUUAACAGAAGUUUCGUUGUUCAGGAAAACAAAAUUGUUUAGAAUAGAUUUAGAAUUAUUCAGUUAUAAUUUGUUUGGAGUAAUUUCCUAUGUUUGUUUCAGUUUUCAAAGCCCACUUUCAAAAGAAUAUUUUGUUAGGAAGUAACUGUUUAGGCACAGCCGGACAGAUUCUUUUCAUGAUUGAUGGAUUUGGUGAACAUGACAUCAAGGAAAAUGAAAAAAUGUUGGGGUUGGUUUGUGGUAUUUUAGGCACAAAAAUAGGCUAAAAUAUCUGUCCUUAUAUAUCAACAAACACAAACAAGAAAUACAAAUUCAAAUACUCAAACAUAUCUAUAAGCCAUGAAAAUACAUUGUCUAGCUCAAUUUAUGUUUCCUUAAAAAAUGUGAGUUUCAAAAUCAUUGUGUACGUUUUUUGACAGAACUCAAUCAGGAAAUGAAAAUAUAUUGUUUCAUCAGUGGAUUUAGUAAUGCCGUUAUUGUUUUAGGAUCACAAUUUUUCACCAUCAUCAUCAGUUAUUUAUUUGUGAAUGAAAUGAACAUGUUGAAACUGAAUGAAAUAAACAUAUGUAAAAUGCCAAACUACUAUUUUUUUGGUUGGUGUGAUGCCUUUUGAUCUGCAAAAUGCUACACAAGUCAUUGUACACUUACCAUUUUUGACACAAGAGUAAAAUAUUAUUAAAUCCAAACAAGCGCUUGUACUAAGAAUUUGUUGUACAGUGAAAUUAACAACAGAAAUGUUACUGAAUUUGUUAAUUUUACCAAAUAUUACCUCAAAUGGUCCAUUCCUGAAAUAAUUUUAUUCACAGGGUUGUUUUCCUGGGUGAUAUUUUGUAUUACCUUUUGAGUAAUAAAAUAGUAAUCUAGAUCUGUAUUACCCCAUUCAAAUUGGUUCACGAUUGUGCUUGUCUUGUUAAUUUUGAAGAUUUUUCUGCUCUCUGUUGCAUAGACUAUUGUACAUUCCAGAGUCAUGUAGAGAUUAUUUGUGCAUAUGUAAAUAUGAUAUUAAUAUGCAAUCUGUUGUGAAGUAAAUAAAUAACAAGAGGUCAAACUGGA